GUAACGAGGCAUCGACACUGACAGAGUCCACGGCACGGCUUGUUUACCACCAACCAUCCGGCCCUUCCCCGACCAUGGCGGCGGCACCCCCUCGCUGGUGGCCGCUCCUCCUGCAGCUCGCAAUCGCCCUUGGCAUCCUGCUCGCGGCGGCCGAGGCUUGGACGGGGGAGAUCCGCGGCCGCGUCGUCUGCGACGUCUGCGGCGACGCAGCCAUCGGCCCGGAGGACCACGCCCUCGAAGGUGCGGAGGUUGCUGUCCUCUGCAUCACAAAAUCUGGUGAGGUUAUCAACUAUCAAGCCUUCACAAACUCCAAGGGCGUGUAUACUGUCGCCGAGACUAUGCCGGAGAGCGACAGGUGGGACUCGUGCUUGGCGAGGCCUAUGAGCAGCUUCCAUCUACAUUGCACACGGCGGGGUGAUGCUCACUCUGGGGUGAAGUUCACUUACAACAAAUCGUCUGGGAACCCGCACACCGUCAAGCCUUUCCUCUACAAGCCGGCCACCGUCCCUCUGUAUUGUAGUUAAACAACACAUCUUGCUGGAACGCAGAAGAUAGAACAUACAGGAAGAAAAUAUGUAUUCGUGCCCCGACUCCAUAUGACCAUAUAUAAGUAAACACUGUUUGAUGUAAAUCAAAGAUUCAGCUGUCUAUGGGAGCUGUUCUAGUGUCUGGUCA
Zea mays is the source of this 675-nucleotide messenger RNA. RefSeq lists its product as uncharacterized. The record is from RefSeq and is marked provisional. Lineage: Eukaryota; Viridiplantae; Streptophyta; Magnoliopsida; Poales; Poaceae.